AUGUACACCCCCAAAGUCGGCGAUCGCGUCGACGAUCUCGACACACCAUCCAUGAUCGUAGAUCUGGAUCUGAUGGAAGCCAAUAUCCAGAAGCUCAUGGGGAAGCUCUUGCCGACUGGUCUGAAUAUUCGGCCUCAUCUCAAGACGACCAAGAGUGCGAUUCUCGCCAACAAGCUGGUCGCGGCGGGCGCAAAGGGUGGCUGCGUCGCCAAGAUCAGCGAAGCAGAAGCCAUCGCUGCUGCUGGCUUCGAUGAUCUUCUUAUUACCUGUGAGAUCAUUGGCCCAGCCAAAGUCAAGCGCUUAGUGGAGCUGUAUCGAAAACAUCGGAAGAUCCGGAUUGUGAUCGACAGCGAGACUGGCGCCAGUGCGAUUAACAAUGCGUUGGUGGCGUCUGGCAUCGAGGAGCCUAUCUCGGUGUUAAUUGAUCUUGACGUCGGACUUCAUCGGACUGGCGUGGCCCCAGGCGAGCCUGCUCUUGCUCUCGCGCACCACAUUGCUGGGUUGAAGCAGUUGAAGCUCAUCGGCGUUCAAGGCUACGAGGGCCAUCUGCAGCAUUUACACGAUCGAGAGGAUCGCAGAACCCAGUGUUUGCAAUCAAUGGAAAUCUUGACAGGAACCGCGGAGUCGCUCCGCCAGGCUGGGUUUGGCAUUGAGGUUGUCACAACGGGGGGAACGGGCACAGCGGAAUUCUGUGCCACGGUGCCUGGCGUCACCGAACUUCAGCCCGGAUCGUUCAUCUUCAUGGACACGGACUACAGGAAUGCCGUGGGCACGUUCUACUCCAACAGCUUCACCAUCCUCUCCACCGUGGUCAGCAAGCAGGGGCCUCGUGCUGUCACCAUUGACGCUGGCCUGAAGUCGUUGACCACAGAUAGCGGCUUGGCCGAGUGCAAAGACCCGCGAUACGCGUACGGCGUAUUGGGCGAUGAACAUGGUUCUUUGACUUGGGAUGAAGGCACGCCAUCACUUGCUGUUGGCGACCGUGUCCAAAUGAUUCCAAGUCACAUUGAUCCCACCGUUAACUUACAUGACUUCUACUAUGCGUACCGUGCAGGUGUUGUUGAGGAGAUUUGGCCAGUCGAUUCGAGAGGAAAGGUUCAAUAA
Molecule: messenger RNA, 1104 nt
Organism: Penicillium chermesinum
Lineage: Eukaryota; Fungi; Ascomycota; Eurotiomycetes; Eurotiales; Aspergillaceae
Product: DSD1 family PLP-dependent enzyme
Exons: 1
Coding region: 1-1104 (367 amino acids)
Biological process (GO): D-serine catabolic process
Molecular function (GO): D-serine ammonia-lyase activity
Source: RefSeq, a predicted model, not a curated record